Molecule: messenger RNA, 2486 nt
Organism: Emys orbicularis (European pond turtle)
Lineage: Eukaryota; Metazoa; Chordata; Testudines; Emydidae
Gene: GIN1
Product: gypsy retrotransposon integrase 1
Exons: 7
Coding region: 1-1578 (525 amino acids)
Biological process (GO): DNA integration
Molecular function (GO): nucleic acid binding
Source: RefSeq, a predicted model, not a curated record
AUGGUUCGUAGCGGAAAGAAUGGUGGGCUCCAUCUGAAACAAAUCUCCUAUUACAAACGAACAGGAGAAUAUCAUCCAACUACGUUAGCAAGUGAGAGAAGUGGAAUAAGAAGAGCAGCCAAAAAAUUUGUUUUCAAAGAAAAUAAGUUGUUCUAUGUGGGAAAAGACAGGAAACAGAUGCGUUUGGUAAUUGUUUCAGAUGAGGAGAAGAAGAGAGUGCUACACAAAUGCCAUGAAAGUGCUGCAGGUGCUCAUCAUGGCAUAUCGAGGACUCUGACUCUGGUGGAGUCUAGUUACUACUGGACUUCCAUAACAAAUGAUGUCAAACAGUGGGUGUAUGCUUGCCAGCAUUGCCAGGUGGCAAAGAAUACAGCCAUCAUAGUACCCAAAUUACACCCUAUCAAAGCAGAGGAUCCAUGGACUGCAGUCACAAUAGACCUAAUGGGACCUUUUAAUACCACCCGCAGAAACCAUAUGUAUGUCAUAAUGAUGACAGAUUUGUUCACAAAAUGGGUGGUGGUUCUGCCACUACAAGACACUUCAGCGGUAGAAAUUGCUAAGGCAAUUGUCAGUGUGUUUUUCUUGUAUGGACCGCUUAAAAAAAUGGUUAUUGAUCAAGCAGAAGAGUUUGUUCAUCAGAUCAACAGAGAACUAUUUGAGCUCUUUGGAAUGAAACAAAUAGUAUUGUCCUAUCCUCAGACAGAUGACACAAAUGAAAGAACAUGCAAGACAAUCAAGACUUUCCUGAACAAGUACUGUGCAGACCACCCCAAUGACUGGGAUGAUAAUUUAUCUGCCAUUGCAUAUGCUUUUAACUUGACUCCCAUGGUGCCAGUCCAAAACACACCAUAUUUCCAAAUGUUUAAUCGUAACCCUUAUGUGUCUGAGACUUCAAAUGUACUGCAGGAAGCACAAGUGGAUAAUAAAUGUAUGUUUGCCAAAAUCCUUGAAGCAAUUAAACAGGCUGAUCGAGUAUUGGAGGAAAGGAAAGCUACAAAAUGCCAGAUUGUGAAAAAUAGUAUUGAUGAACAGCAAACUGGAAACAAGGUCAAUAUUAAAAGGAAGCCAAAGCAAGUAAAUCCAUUUCAUCUUAAAGUUGGACAUGAAGUGCUUAGACAAAGGAAAAACUGGUGGAAAGAUGGCCGUUUCCAAUCCGAGUGGGUUGGUCCCUGUAUUAUAGACUACAUCACAGAUAAUGGAUGUGCAAUACUAAGAGAUACCACAGGAGCCAGACUAAAAAGACCCAUCAAAAUGUCUCACCUUAAGCCAUACAUAAGAAGAUCCAAUGGACAAGACAACCAUUAUCUCUUACAAGGUGCAAUAGUGGUUGACCAUGACUACGUUGGCUUAUCGGAAAGUUUGUAUGGGCCAUGCCCACAAGAUGCCAUUGCCGAAGGGGAAGUAAAUACCCUUGCAGCAAACAAUCUGCUGCCUCCACCCUGCAAAGACAGUGAACCAUCAGAAUGUAAAAGUCAGUCUGAGUUUACUGAAGAUCAUAGCAUUCUGCCAGCUAACUCAAAUCCAGAACAAUGGUCUUCAGCCUGUUGGACUCUUCAAACCAAGCUAGAGGAUACUUAAUAAAACCCCACAAUGUUUCACUAGAAGAAAUGGUCCUAAUCUUCUCUGGUGGAAUGGAAAGGGCUUUAGUAGCUUUAAAUUCCUUAGCCAAGUUUUAAAUAUUGAAAUGUUAGAUACUUGUAUUUACAACUGUAUAUGUUUGGGAAUAAUAGUAUGUGUCUGGUAAUUAGUUUGUAUAUAUGCACUGACAUGCUUAUUUCACAAGGAAUAUGGGAAUAGUUUAGUAAAAACACAUUUCACCACUAUACAAUAGGCAGUGUGGUCCUAUCCACAGUGCAUUAGUCCUUAACCACAAAAGUACAGCAUAGCAUUCCAUUUUAUGGCUUCUUCACUAGUCCUGUGGGUGGUUCAAGAGCUCUGAAAACUCCAGCACUGUAAGCUGAACAACCUGACCAAAGUCUGCCUCCAGCUCCAGGAAGGUGAAGUGGUUCACACCCUCCUACUAUUCUACAACUUUGUUUCCAGCUCUUUGGGGAAGUUGUGAGCUCUGCCUUUUAUACCUUCUAUUCUUCAUCGCUGGCGCAAGACUCUACAACCACAUGAAAUAGCAGAGCUGCCAAAGCGCAGUGCAAGAACUGUUCUGCUUGAGAAACAAAUAACCCUACAGUGACGUGGGCAGAAUUUCACCAGUUUUACUCCCAGCCCAUCAAAACGCUUUAAGGAAAGGAGGUUUUUAGAGUCUUUUAGUCAUGUUGAGGCUGCCUAAAGCACGAACAGGGACUGUCUCUGCUCAUCUCCAUAUCUUCAAAGCAAAUCUCAAAGAGAUAUAGUCUCCUUGCAGCGUCAGCACCACACCAAUGGGUUUGUGGAGGUGCUUAGGACUGCCUGGCUGGAUGCUUAGUCUGUCCCUGUCAUUGGUGAUUUUUAUCAUGCCAUCAUGUGAUUGACCGUGUAGUGACAGUCCUUGG